AUGCCCAAAUUGGAGAAACGAGGCUCACGUCGCGGUUCUCGGCCUGUACAAAAGCGAUCCCGUCUGGACGAAACUGCGGGUUUGAAUGACCUUCAGCCCUCCUACAGCGACCAGGAAGCUAGCAACGACAGUUUUGCCACCACCGCCAUGGACACUAACUUCGACGACGAUGAGGAUUACGAGGAGAUGGAAGAGGCAGAUGAGGAACGAGUCAUUUCUCGCACUUCUGCUGGUAUCACGCAGGGAAGCGGUGCCACCACUGUCACACCAACUCCCCGCGAUGAGUUCGGUGCCAAAGAUCUCCGUGUACUCCUCACUCUUCGUUCUGAUCACCCUACCCGUCCACUUUGGGUCGGUCCAGACGGUCACAUUUUUCUUGAAACUUUUGGUCCCUUGGCCAGCAAGGCGCAAGAUUUCCUUAUUGCCAUUGCCGAACCUGUCUGCCGGCCAGAACACAUCCAUGAGUACAAAUUAACUUCCUAUUCCCUUUAUGCCGCGGUUUCUGUCGGUCUUCGCACCAGCGAGAUUAUCGGCUGUCUCCGACGCCUCUGUAAAACCGACCUUCCCCCAGGCAUAAUAGCCUACAUUCGCUCCUGCACUCUCUCCUACGGCAAGGCAAAGCUGGUCCUCCGAGGUGGACACUUCUACGUAGAGAGUAAUCAUCGUGUCUUUCUCAAGAAACUCGCUGCAGACUCGAUAAUCAAGGAGUGCUUGGUGAAUACUCCCACCGCUGAGGGCCUCUCCGAGGUGACACUACACAAGUUUGACACCCCUGAUACGGUUCUUGCUCUUGGUGUGGAGACAAAAGAUGCCUCCAGGACUGCUUCCUCCGCUGAUGGCGCAGGAGAGGCACAGAACUCCGUUUCAGAUGGAGGUUUAAAGGAUAUUCUGAGGCUCUACGCCGCAAUUGAUGCGGAAGAGGAGGAGGCUGAAGGGCUGGAGGCGGGGCCUACGGUGGCAAUUGAGGUGCAGCAGAAUGAAAUCGAACGACUACAGCGGAGGUGUGUGGAGCUGGAGGUGCCGUUGCUGGCUGAAUACGACUUUCGACAGGAUAAGUUGAAUAAGGAUAUGAGUGUAGAUCUGAGGGCAAGCACCACUCUGCGACCGUAUCAGGAGAAGAGCCUACGGAAAAUGUUUGGUAAUGGACGUGCGCGCUCUGGAGUUAUUGUACUACCUUGUGGUGCAGGGAAGACUCUUGUGGGUGUGACAGCGGCGUGCACGGUGCGCAAGCCGACACUAUGCCUGUGCACGAGUGGAGUGGCGGUCGAGCAGUGGCGCAGCCAGUUCAAGCUCUGGUCUACCGCGGAGGACAGCCAAAUUCUCCGAUUCACUUCUGACGCGCGCGACCGUCCCUCACCGAGUACGUGCAUCUGCAUCUCCACCUACUCCAUGAUCGCCUUCUCCGGCAAGCGCUCCUACGAGGCUGAGCGUCUCAUGGAAUGGAUUAAGGGCCAGGAGUGGGGCCUCAUGGUUCUGGAUGAGGUGCACACAAUCCCAGCGAGGAUGUUUCGUCGUGUUCUCACUAUGGUGCAGGCGCACUGCAAGCUGGGUUUGACCGCCACUCUAGUACGCGAGGACGACAAAAUCACCGACCUCAACUUCCUCAUCGGGCCCAAAAUCUACGAGGCCAAUUGGUUGGAGCUGCAGAAACGCGGCUUCAUUGCCAAAGUGCAAUGCGCCGAGGUGUGGUGCCCCAUGACUUCUGAGUUCUACCGCGAGUACCUUCAGAUGAAGAGCAUGAAAAAACAGUUGUUGGCGGUGAUGAACCCGAACAAAUUCCGCGCCUGUGAAUUCCUCAUAAGGUACCAUGAAAGGCGCAAUGACAAGAUAAUUGUUUUUUCGGACAAUGUCUUCGCGCUAAAGUACUAUGCCAAGAAAAUGGGUCGUCCGUACCUUUAUGGCCCGACUAGUCAGAGCGAAAGAAUGCAGAUCCUGCAGAACUUCCAGUACAACCUGAAUGUGCCGGCGAUAUUUGUCUCCAAGGUGGCAGACAACUCGUUUGACCUGCCGGAGGCCACAGUGCUCAUCCAAAUCAGCAUGCAUGGCGGCAGUCGAAGACAGGAGGCCCAGCGUCUAGGUCGCAUCCUCCGUGCCAAACGAGGUAUGGACGCCGAGGCAUACAACGCCUUCUUCUACUCCCUUGUCUCUCAGGACACCAUGGAGAUGCAGUACGCUCUCAAACGACAGCGAUUUCUUGUCAAUCAGGGCUAUGCGUACAAGGUGAUCACCAGGCUUGCGGGAAUGGAGAAGGAGAAUUUGCGACUGGGGACAAAGGCAGAGCAAGCAGAGUUACUGCAUCGCGUACUAGCGAGCACAGACGAGGACGCAAUGGAGGAGACACUGCCAGUAGAUCCGGAUGGAUUUGGUAGUGGACGCACGGCGAAGGGUGGACGGGGCGCGGGAUUUGUGCGACGGACCGGACAGAUGGCCUCUAUCUCGGGCGCUGAUGAUGCCAUUUACAUGGAUACCUCAUCAGCAGCUGCGGCUCGACGUGAAAAAGCGAAAGAGCGGCACCCGCUGUUCAGACUAUUCAGACGUCAUCUGCUGUUGGCUCAGUGGGCAUUCCGCGAACAAAACUUCAGUUUGGAGGAGAAUAUUGCCUCUGAAGUCCGCAUGCGUCCUCAGUUGUUUGAGGCGUUAAAUCGAACUCGAUCUUAUUAG
Messenger RNA from Echinococcus granulosus, 2661 nucleotides. Its product is annotated as TFIIH basal transcription factor complex helicase XPB subunit. The transcript is spliced from 8 exons. Gene Ontology annotation, biological process: nucleotide-excision repair; transcription initiation at RNA polymerase II promoter. Lineage: Eukaryota; Metazoa; Platyhelminthes; Cestoda; Cyclophyllidea; Taeniidae. The record is from RefSeq and is a predicted model, not a curated record. Gene Ontology annotation, molecular function: 3'-5' DNA helicase activity; DNA binding; ATP binding. Bases 1 to 2661 code for a protein of 886 amino acids. Gene Ontology annotation, cellular component: nucleotide-excision repair factor 3 complex; transcription preinitiation complex; transcription factor TFIIH holo complex.